Messenger RNA from Dinoponera quadriceps, 3362 nucleotides. Its product is annotated as neuropeptides capa receptor-like. Gene Ontology annotation, molecular function: neuromedin U receptor activity. Gene Ontology annotation, biological process: neuropeptide signaling pathway. The record is from RefSeq and is a predicted model, not a curated record. NCBI's taxonomy places the organism in Eukaryota, Metazoa, Arthropoda, Insecta, Hymenoptera, Formicidae. The transcript has 6 exons. Gene Ontology annotation, cellular component: plasma membrane. Bases 89 to 1495 code for a protein of 468 amino acids.
GUGAACGGAUGAUUCGAACGGCGUUCGACGGAUACCCUGAGACGAAGUUAAUCGGGCUCGAUCGGGCUGAAAAACGCGCACGGAAAGCAUGGAAAUCUCGGGUCGAUACCUCGUGUCGAUCGAUAACAUCACGGAGCUGAUGAACCUGAGCGAGCCCGAGUACUUGAGAACGGUAUGGGGCCCGAAAUAUCUGCCGCUGACGCUCGUGUUGCCGAUCACCUUCGUGUACGUCGCGAUCUUCGUCACCGGUGUGUUCGGCAACGUCGUCACCUGCAUCGUCAUCAGGCGUAACCCUGCCAUGCAGACCGCCACGAAUUAUUAUCUGUUCAACUUGGCGGUGUCCGACCUGCUUCUGUUGAUUCUCGGACUGCCGAAUGAAUUGAGCGUGUUUUGGCAGCAGUAUCCAUGGAAGCUCGGAGUGGGCUUAUGCAAAAUACGAGCGUACGUCUCAGAGAUGUCGUCUUACGUGUCGGUGUUAACAAUAGUGGUGUUCUCGCUGGAGAGGUACCUAGCGAUAUGCCACCCCCUACAUUUGUACGCGAUGAGCGGCCUGAAACGACCUGUACGAUUCAUCCUAGGCGCUUGGCUGCUGGCACUCAUCUUCGCUCUGCCUUUCGCCGUUUACACCACCGUCAAUUACGUCGAGUACCCGCCAAGAUCUGGCCGCUAUUCCGAAGAGUCGGCGAUGUGUGCCAUGCUCCUGCCCAACAUGCCCAAGUUCCCGCUUUACGAGCUCAGUUGCCUCAUAUUCUUCCUCGUGCCGAUGCUGUCCAUAGCAGUGCUUUACGUGAGAAUGGGCCUCCGAAUACAAAGCAACGGCCUCGGUCGCAGCAUCGAGGGUUCCGUUCACGGAGAAACGAGGCAGGCUCAAUCUCGAAAAGCCAUCAUCCGAAUGCUCAGUGCGGUCGUGAUAACAUUUUUUAUCUGCUGGGCGCCCUUUCACGCUCAGCGGCUGUUGUACGUGUAUCAGGUGUCGGCUUUCGGCGACAUUAAUGAAUGGCUGUAUCCUUUGGGCGGUUGCCUAUAUUACUUCAGCACCACCGUAAACCCGAUCCUGUACAACGUGAUGAGUGCGAAAUACAGGCUGGCGUUCAAGAAAACGCUAUACUGCACGCCGGCGAGUCCCUCCAUCACGAGGGACGACCUCAGCAGUAUGAAGGACAGCACGGUAUGCGGCUGCGGAUCCAGAAGAGGAUCCCAGGUGGUUCGUGUAAGAAGUGUACAUUAUCAACGUAGUAUUAGAUGCAAUGUGCCGCAUGCGAACGAGGUCCUCCGUUCGCCGGCGAAAUUGCGUUACGACGACGAGGACGACGAGAAUCAAGGCUUGAAGGAGAAGUCCUGCGACAUCCUGGUUCCCGAUAUCACGAUCGUCACUGAGCCGCAGGAUCCGCGGAGAUCUUCGCUUGUCGUGCACUCGAGUAACGGCAGGACCAAAUGUCGAUCGACCGAGAAAGCGGACGGCGCACCACCGACGGCGAACGAGACGUGUAUCUGAUCCUCGACUUAUCCUGCUGUCGGAUGGAAGGAUCAUUACGGCGUCGGAAGGGUCGCACGCGCCCUCAGACUCGACAAGAAGCUGACGUGCCGAUUGUGUAUGCGCGACGAGGAUGACGGAUUAACGCACUCGCCCGUGAAUUGCCCCACACCGAAAACCCAUCAUCGGAGAAGAAGAUGCCGUAGUUUCCUCCCCAAAGGACACAUCUGUCGCCGGGAGAAGAAACCGGGGCCUCCCAUGGAGAGUCGCGUUUGAGUGACGCCCGUCGGGUGGAGUCGCCAAGUGUCAGUGAGUAAACUGAAGAAAGUAAACUGAAGAAGUCGGUGCCAUUGAAAAGGGUCCGAAAGUGCUUAGCGAGGGGCUGAAACAUUUAACACUUUUUUGUCAUCGUAGCUGACGUGAAUUGCACAAGCUCGCGCUCGCAACUGUGUCCUGACUCCGGUUAGCGCUUUUCCCCCCGCAAACUGCGAGCUGAAGAAAUUCGCCGAGAGUUAUGGCUAUAGCACGCAGAAAAACAUAAGCAGUAAGGUGUAAACAGUAAACAGUAAUUAGUCGAUUACAGUCGAUUAUUGUUCGAGCGUAAAGAGAAUAAUUCACUGCGAUUGGUCAAUUUCCUUACUGCUUGAGGGGAUUCUGACCGAACGAUCGAGCGAAAUUUCGUAUGUUUAUAUACGGUAAACCGUAACGUCAACAUUUAAUUAAAUCAAACUAUAUUUUUCUUGGUGUAAUCGAUAUACCCCGUUUGCGGCGCAAGUUGACAUGCUUGACAUCUUCCGAGAUAAAGUCGAUUUCUUUUAAAAAAUUCAUUUUCAAUUUUUUUAAAUUAAAAAAAUUUACUUUUAAACCUUUUAAUAUAUAUUUUUUCCCGUUACCGGAGGAUUGUACUUUCAAAUUAUACCAAAGAUAGGCACAAAAUGCCGUGUAGAAGAGAACGAAAAAAUAAAAUGCAAAAAGUUUGCCAACUACCCCCGGUCUCCCCUACCAACAAAUUUGCGGUAAAACAGGAAGAUUCCAGGAUGCCCUUAAGUCUUACUGCUCGCGUUUUAGUAUGCAGCAUGGCCCUUACUCAUCAUGACGUCAUACGUGCACUGCACAAGUCCAAGUGUUAUCUUUACACGCAUAAACGUCUAAAAAUGACACAUUUGACUGAAGUUCUUUUCACAUGUUUCUUAUCGCUUUAGAUUACGUUAUUUAAAACGUCGUUUAAUUAUAUUAAAUUAUAAGUUAACGCGUUCGGUCGUGUUAAAUGACGUGAUUUAAAACAGCAAGAAAUGUGUAAGGAGAGCCUCAGCUGAAAUAACACACUUGGAUUUGCAGCGUGCGCGUGAUCAUUCAGUGAAGAUUUCGCGAAGUUAAUCAGACUCCGCAUCGAUUUAGACGGCUACUGUUACCACGCGCGCUUUUGAAGAGAUAAUACGAAUAAUUGAGAUUCUUAUCGAUUCUUAUCGAGUGUGCGAACAUAGCGCGUGAUCGUGUGUGCUACCGUUAUGAACGGAGGUUCACAGCAAACAAAUAAUCUCUCUCAGCAAUCGCGGAACGACGAGAUCAGAGAAAGAGAGAGAUAUCUUCGCGAAUUUAUGGAAUUGUGAGCGAUUUCCUUCUCAUGUUCGGCGUCGUUCCAUGGAACCACGCGCUGACCUGCAGGGAAGGUAAACGCGAUAAUGAAAUGUGAAGACGAGAGUAGAGGUACGCGAGAGGUUCCCUUUGGAAAAUUCUCGAUGCGUGGUAAAAAGGGAUGAUACUUAUCGGAUAGCCGUCGGCUUAUCUCGUCGACGAAACGACGAUGUACACCGAAAAUCCCCUCUGGACUCUCAUCCGACUACCGUUUAUCUCUCGUAAGCACUCGCACCUAUGUGUGUAACGAUCA